AUGGCCGACUCUAGCAACAGUGACUCCACCCAAACUAUCAACAUCACUCUCCCAAAUUCCACCAUGAACCCCUUCUCUUCCUUGACCUCAGUUGUAAACAUUAAGCUGGAUCGUACCAAUUAUCCUUUGUGGUUGGCUCAGAUCUUACCUAUUCUCAGGAGUCGGGACCUGAUGGGUUAUGUUGAUGGAACCAUUGUUUGUCCUUCCCAGCAGCUUUCUGGAAGUACAACUACCAAUCCUGCUUACACAACCUGGGUUGAGUACGAUCAAAUGAUACUCAGCUGGAUUAAUGGCUCUCUCACGCCGUCUGUGCUCUCGGUCGUGGCCAGCAAGAGGACCUCUCGUGCUACCUGGGAGGCUCUCGAGCAACGUUAUGCUUCUACGUCCCAGAAUCGCAUCUUGUUUCUGCGGAAUGAACUUAUACAAACCAAAAAAGGUGAUUUGUCGAUUGCUGAUUAUCUUGAUAAAAUGAAUGCUAUUUCUGAUAACCUUGCCCUAGCUGGCAAACCUGUGGGUGAUGAUGAACUUGUCCAGAUUAUCUUGAACAAUCUUGGACCUGCUUAUGAGAUGACAGUGAACGCUGCUCAGGCACAGGUCGUGGUGGACGAUUUCUUGGCAACGGACGAGGAAUAG
Prunus mume (Japanese apricot) is the source of this 633-nucleotide messenger RNA. NCBI's taxonomy places the organism in Eukaryota, Viridiplantae, Streptophyta, Magnoliopsida, Rosales, Rosaceae. The record is from RefSeq and is a predicted model, not a curated record.